AUGCGCGAAGCUAAGGCUCUCCUUUUAAGCUCGUCCUUGACUUCUUCCUGUAUGCGUCUACGUUCGAGCUACCUGUUUCUGUCGCGAUCCUCUCACAUUCCGAUCUCUCUUCUCCCCGUUUCUAUCCAGUCGUCAGGGAGAAUAUGCUGCGACCUUACCUUCGCCACUAGAAAGCGCUUCUUCUCUAGUGGGAAGUAUGAAUUGUAUCCAACUUCUGAUGGCCAUCGGCCUUCCUCGGUGCCUUCAACAGUCUCCUUCUCUACCUCUCCUCAAGUUUCCGACCCCGGAGAUUGGGAGGUGAACCCGAAUCUGAAAAUCUCUGCAUUUUCAGAGCUCCCUUCCAAAGACUUUGGGGUCAAUCAGCACAUGAUAAUCAAUCAAGAAUUUAAAGAGGCGUUGCGCCAAAUUCUCUGGCAAUUCCGGGCUCCAAUUCGGUAUGCAUUUGCCUACGGUUCGGGAGUCUUCUCCCAGUCUGGUAGUGCACCGGGUUCGAGUGAAUGCCACCCAUCCGCACCAGCAGCGAUCAAAAACAUGCAGCAGGGGAAAGGGAAAAUGAUAGAUUUUAUUUUUGGAGUCUCAUAUUCCCAACACUGGCAUUCACUGAAUCUUAGUCAGCACCGCGAUCAUUAUUCUGGAUUGGGCUCUCUUGGUUCUUACGUGGUCUCACAGACGCAGGACAAGCUCGGCGCAGGCGUAUACUUUAACCCCUAUGUUACGGUCAACGGUACUUUGAUCAAAUAUGGUGUCGUAAACCUGGAUACGUUAUGCCAGGACCUUAGUCAAUGGGACACUCUGUACCUGGCUGGGCGGUUGCAUAAGCCAGUCAAAAUACUCCGAGAUCAUCCGAGGGUGCGACUCGCAAACCAGAUGAACUUGUUGGCUGCUGUACGAGUAGCUUUGCUACUGCUCCCUGAGCAAUUCAGUGAGUUCCAGCUCUACAGCACCAUUGCCGCAAUCAGCUACAUGGGUGACAUUCGCAUGUCACUGCCAGCGGAAGAUCCUCGUAAGGUCAAUAAUAUUGUCUCGGGACAAAUGGCACAUUUCCGGCGCCUCUAUGCUCCCCUCAUCGAGAAUCUGCCCAACGUCACUUUCAACGACAAGCGCUGCAUCCAGGAGGAUUGGAUUGAUGACCCUGAUGUUAAUGCGAUGCUAACGCAAGACAUGGACCCUGUAAAGCGCGGUAAUAUGGUUCGCCGGCUUCCGGAGUCAUUCCGGGAGAAACUAUACUUCCAAUAUCAGGCCCGUUAUGAGAUUCCGCGUGCGCAGUUUGACGAGAUGAUGAAGAAGAGCAAUGACAAUGACCCGGAGCUGGUGCGUCGGAGACAAGGCGGUGCAUUCGAACAGCGCAUUGCAAAGGAUGCGAAUCUUACGAGUGAAGUGCAGACCUCGAUCAAGAAAACCAUCCUGUGGCCCAGCUCUGUACAGACGGCCAAGGGGCUUAUUACCUCUGGGAUAAGCCGAACGUGGCGUUACUUGCGAGAAAAGCAGGACAAGCACAACAAGUCGGGGAAACAUGCUAUUGCCGCACAGGAGUCGCCGACACCUAAACAACAAUAG
Aspergillus tanneri is the source of this 1557-nucleotide messenger RNA. RefSeq names its product phosphatidate cytidylyltransferase (gene TAM41). Gene Ontology annotation, molecular function: phosphatidate cytidylyltransferase activity. Bases 1 to 1557 code for a protein of 518 amino acids. The record is from RefSeq and is a predicted model, not a curated record. The transcript has 2 exons. NCBI's taxonomy places the organism in Eukaryota, Fungi, Ascomycota, Eurotiomycetes, Eurotiales, Aspergillaceae. Gene Ontology annotation, biological process: cardiolipin biosynthetic process; CDP-diacylglycerol biosynthetic process. Gene Ontology annotation, cellular component: mitochondrion.